Molecule: messenger RNA, 1338 nt
Organism: Habropoda laboriosa
Lineage: Eukaryota; Metazoa; Arthropoda; Insecta; Hymenoptera; Apidae
Product: replication protein-like
Exons: 4
Coding region: 1-1338 (445 amino acids)
Biological process (GO): regulation of DNA-templated transcription; DNA replication initiation
Molecular function (GO): DNA-directed DNA polymerase activity
Source: RefSeq, a predicted model, not a curated record
AUGAAAAAAGAAAUUAUUGUUAAAGAUAAUGCAUUGAUUAAUGCAAGCUAUAAUCUUGAUUUAGUCGAGCAAAGAUUAAUUCUUUUAGCCAUUGUUGAGGCAAGAGAAAGUGGUAAAGGGAUUAAUGCAAAUGAUCCUCUUGAAGUACAUGCUGAAAGUUAUAUUAAUCAAUUUAACGUACAUAGGAAUACUGCUUAUCAAUCAUUAAAAGAUGCUUGCGAAGAUCUUUUUGUAAGACAAUUCAGCUACCAAAGCCUUAGUGAAAAGGGGAAUGUAAUAAACCAUAAAUCAAGGUGGGUCAGUGAAGUAGCUUAUGUUGAUAAUGAAGCAGUUGUAAGAUUAAUAUUUUCUCCAGCUAUUGUCCCUCUAAUUACAAGGUUAGAAGAACAGUUUACAAAAUAUGAAAUGCAACAAAUUAGUAAUUUAACAAGUGCUUAUGCUGUUAGGUUGUAUGAAAUAUUAAUUGCAUGGCGUAGUACGGGACAAACUUCACUGAUAUUACUAAACGACUUUAGAAGAAAAAUUGGAGUAUUAGAUACUGAAUAUAAAAGAAUGUAUGACUUUAAAAAAUAUGUAUUGGAUAUCGCGAUAAAACAGGUAAAUCAGCACACUGAUAUUAUAGUAGCUGUUGAACAACAUAAGACCGGUAGAUCAAUCACAGGCUUUUCAUUUUCUUUCAAACAGAAGCAGACUGAGAAUAAACAAGCUAUAUAUGCUCAUAUAAAUAAAGGAAAUUUAUCUAAAGGAUCUGAUGGUCUAAUAGAUUUUUCUGAAGCUUUGAGAGCAUUUGGCGAACCUAAAAAACAGGAAAAAAAUGUUAACCUUAGUCAAUCAAUUGAUAGCAAUACAUUGACAGAAGUUGACACUUUAAAACGUCAAAUUGACAUGUUAGAAAAACAGCUUAAUCAAGCUAUUUCUAGAGAAAGCCAAUCAUUUGAAAGAGAAGUUUUUUAUCAAGCGCAAAUUGAGGCGAUGCAACGUUUAUUAGAAGCUCCUAAGCCUAGUACUGAAGUAGAUAUGAGAAAAGAAGAAAGAUCAGAGAAUAUUGAAUCUAUACAAAUAGAUAAUUCAAAAGCUGAGAGCGAAAAAUUAAUGGCUACAGUCAACUUUAGAGUUAAUGAAGCUCUUAAAGAGAAGUCUUAUUCUAUCUUACGUGAACAGGGAAUUGCGCCUACAGAGCUUUUUACAAAUGUUUUGGAGUAUAUAGCUACAACUGGCAAAAUUCCUGUACAAAAAGCCUUACUCUCAGAAGAAGAUACCGAGUUAUUAGCAAUUGUUCGUAAUCGUAUUAAUGAUUCUAAAGAAAUGUUUGAGGAAAUUACUUUAGAUGACUUAUAA